GGUGUGGCUAGAAUAUUUUGUAGGUGUGGCUGAAAAAUCAUGGCAGUUGAGCAGUCACUUUCUCGGGCCCUUGCUUCUUUCCAGUGGCCCUGGCAGUACGAGUUCCCGCCUUUCUUCACUCUACAGACAAACCUGGAUACUAGGAAUAAGCAGAUGGACGCUUGGUGUGAUUUAACGCUAGCAUAUUACCGUCACAUAAAAGCAUUUACAAUGGACGUCAACGAGGCACAGUCCUCACCUUUAUUCAAUAACUCCAAAGCAAAUCGUAAACUUUCAGUUGAUUUCAUUCGUCUAAUACUAGACACUUUAGAAAAGAGAGGUAAUGUAGAAUGGCAGGAUACUUCAAAGAGUCGAUGCUUAAUAAUGUGGCGAUCACCACAGGAAUGGGGCCAAUUAAUAUAUCAAUGGGCAUGCGAUCAAGGUUUAGGUAGUAGUGUGUGUACUUUAUAUGAGAUUCAUUCAGGAGAGUAUGCUACAGAGCAAGAGUUCUAUAACAUGGAGCCAUGGAUGGUAAAGAAAGCAAUAGUAGCUCUAGCAAGGGAAGGAAAGGCAGAGUAUAUACCUGGAACUGCUCCUGAUGACUCUGAUGCUGGAGUCAAGUUUUUUACAUGACAAUAUUAAUAAUUAUUAUUUGUUAUAGUUAAAUUAUCCAUAGUCUAUAAUUAAACAGUAUUAUAUAGCAUCAAUUGUAUUGACAUAUUAAUUAAUUGAUGGUUGACUAUCUACUGCAUGCCAAACACUUCA
Molecule: messenger RNA, 744 nt
Organism: Amphimedon queenslandica
Lineage: Eukaryota; Metazoa; Porifera; Demospongiae; Haplosclerida; Niphatidae
Product: vacuolar protein-sorting-associated protein 25-like
Exons: 4
Coding region: 40-612 (190 amino acids)
Biological process (GO): protein transport to vacuole involved in ubiquitin-dependent protein catabolic process via the multivesicular body sorting pathway
Cellular component (GO): ESCRT II complex
Molecular function (GO): structural molecule activity; protein homodimerization activity
Source: RefSeq, a predicted model, not a curated record